UAUGAUUUUGUUUGCACCCGUACCUUGACAGUGAGCGACGCAUGUCCAUGUGAUGUGUCUGGAGUGAGCACACAGUUCACGGUCUCUGUUUGUGUAACUGAACCAGUUUCAACGCGACAGUCACCAGAUUAUUCUUUCUAUCUAGCCAUACAGCCAGUCUCAAGCGGAUGUGCUAAUGUAGCGUUAGCAUCUCCUCAACGCAGUCAUCCAUAUAUUCAGCUGGAUGCUGACAGUCACCUGGGUGGGGCUGACGCGGAUGACGGUGCACGGGAGCGGAGCUCAGCGAUACAAACCUAUCCCGCUCAGGAUUAUUGUAAAGCAGCCAGGGGCGGUCGGUCCGUCCGAAGCCAAGCCAUGACCAAGCCCGAGUCGAGGAGAAGCGGCGCGGCUGCGAUCAACGCCGCAGCGAAGUGCGCCACGGCCGCAUCCGCUGCCGAGCAGGUCAAUAACGGCGCGGCUCAGCCGGGCUGUCCGGGUCAGAGCGCCCCGAUCAAAGCCAAGGUGAUGAAGCAGAGCUCAAGGGAGAGCCUCUACCGGUGGAACACCGAGUGCGAGGUGUACGACGACGGGACCAACACCUUCUUCUGGCGAGCCCAUACUGUCACAGUACUGUUCAUUCUGACUUGUGCUUUGGUCUACGUCACGCUGUUGGAAGAAACCCCUCAGGACACGGCCUAUAACACCAAAAGGGGGAUUAUAGCCAGCAUUCUUGUGUUCCUCUGUUUUGGAGUGACACAGGCCAAAGAUGGACCCUUCACCAGACCACAUCCAGCUUACUGGCGUUUCUGGCUCUGUGUCACGGUCGUCUACGAGCUCUUCCUCAUCUUCAUCCUAUUCCAGACGGUGCACGAUGGAAGACAGUUCAUGAAGUACAUUGACCCCAAACUUGGGGUCCCCCUGCCAGAGCGUGACUAUGGAGGAAACUGCCUCAUAUAUGACCCAGGAAACACUACUGACCCCUUCCACAACAUCUGGGACAAGAUUGAUGGCUUUGUUCCCGCUCACUUCCUGGGAUGGUAUAUAAAGACUCUGAUGAUCCGGGAUUGGUGGAUGUGUAUGAUAAUCAGUGUGAUGUUCGAGUUCCUGGAAUACAGCCUGGAGCACCAGUUACCUAACUUCUCUGAGUGCUGGUGGGACCACUGGAUCAUGGAUGUUUUGGUGUGUAACGGCCUGGGAAUCUACUGUGGCAUGAAGACCCUGGCCUGGCUGUCAAUGAAGCCCUACCAGUGGCAGGGCCUGUGGAACAUUCCCACAUACAAGGGGAAGAUAAAGCGCAUGGCAUUCCAGUUCACACCGUACAGUUGGGUGAAGUUUGAGUGGAAGCCCGCCUCCAACCUUCGACGCUGGCUCGCUGUGUUAGGAAUUAUAUUCAUGUUCCUCCUGGCAGAGCUGAACACCUUCUACCUGAAGUGUGUGUUGUGGAUGCCUCCUGAACACUACCUGGUGCUGCUCCGCUUGGUCUUCUUCGUCAAUGUGGGCGGCGUCGCCAUGAGGGAGAUCUACGACUUCAUGGACGACCCGAAGUUCCACAAGAAGCUGGGCCAGCAGGCGUGGCUGGUGGCAGCCAUCACAGUGACGGAGUUCCUCAUAGUGGCCAAGUACGACCCCAAGACCAUCAUGCUGCCCAUCCCCUUCGUAGUCACGCAGUGCUGGUUGUUAGGAAUCUUCCUCAUCUUCAGCUGGACUCUGUGGAGGUUUUUUAUCCGGGACAUCACACUUCGAUACAAAGAGACCCGACUACGCAAACAGGAAGUGCCCCCUGACUGGGACCGCCCUCUAGGCAGCAGCGGCACCAUCGCCCCCUCUGGGCGCAGCAAACUGAAUGGCAGCGCCGAGACUGUGAGGCAGAGGAAAUCCUGAAGGGGGCGGGGGGGCUGUAGUUGCUCACACAGCAGCUACUGAAGGAUAAAAGGACAAGGUUUGAUGGGAAAAUAAAUAAAAUGAGUGAAGGAGAAGGGUAAGACGCAUGCAGAGACACACAGAUGGAUGUGUACUUGCUGUGUAGACUGUUUCUGUGCCUGCGUGAAACCAGGAGUCGUUCAGAUAGGUGAGGGUGGAAGGAGCUGUUUUCAUUUGGUGCAUCGUCUAGUAAUUGUCAUACUACACGGAUUUACCUCAUUCUAUUUUUAAAGUACAUGUGUGCAAUCAUGCACGUGACAUUAUUUAUACAUGUGAAUGAUGAAGAGGGGGAAACAAAAGCUUAUGUAGAGUAGUGGAAGGAGGGAUAGAGGUGACAGGGACUCGACCAAUAACUGAAAACAGAUUCCAUUUCUCAGCUGCAUUUUGUCUUAGAAAACAAGCGUCAAGUUCAUGUCGCUGUAAAUAUGCUUUUGUUCUGUGUCAUUCAGUGGUGCUGAGAGUAAUGUCUUUUGAUGUGAUGACUGAUCUGGAUUCCAUUUAUCGUCCAUUGCUAUGCAGUGUUCAGCAUCUUCAAGAGUUUGGCCACACUAUUACAGAGCAGCAGUUUAAACUAAGCCUGGUCAAUAACAAAACAUUUCUGUAACCUUCAGUUGAAUUCGCAUACGUUUUUUACAGAUUGUACUACUGUACUACUGUAACAUACUUAAAUGUUUUCAUUUACUGUUCAGGUGUGUGAUUCCUAGAAGCGCUGACCCUGGAUGUUAUUAAAACUGCUGCGGGAUACUCACUCAGUCACAGGGAGGAGAGGAAAUUCCUCUAAAGUUGUUCUCUCCUCUCACCCUUUGUUCUUGAAAAGAACGAGUUGUAAAAAAAAAAAAAAAAAAAAGUCAAGACGUAUCAUAUUCUAGGUAUUUAACUUCCAAUACUACACAUGAUAUAUGAGAUAUAGUUUGGUGAGUUUUUUUGUAGAUGUUUUGUUGUCCCUGUUAUUUCUUUAGGGUGAAUCGAUUCUGAACACUAGAUUGUUCUUUAGCUCUUUUUUCUUUGGUAAAUGUGGUGCAGAGAAAUCGGCAGCAUGAACAGAUCCAGGACAAUCCUGCUGACAGGAAGCUGUGCUCACUGUCCUCUCUGAUGUGGGCUCUCAUGUAGCACAGUAAUGAAUCUACACCGUCAAGGUUGAGGCUUUGCUGAAACGCUGGCUCAUUCGGUCACAUCAGAAUGUGAAUUUAAUAUGUUUCUUUUUAAUGCCAAAUCUCUUUCUCCAGUUGAAUUAAUUCAAUUUUCAAAAGAAAUUAAGGUUUAAUGUCGAGUUAAUUUGUGUUAAUGUUGGGGAAGAGAACCUAUCUUGUGUGCGUGUUGGGGGGAGUUGUCAUAUUGCACAUGCAAUCAGCCAAAGCUUAUAUCUCAUUAUUUUUAAAGCCAUAAAAGCAACAGAGAUUCACUUGAGCUGCUCCAACUGCCGUUAAACCUCACGCAGAUUCCUUUUGACUUUAAGCAAAGCCGAAUUUCAAAGCCAUUGGAGUGAUUUGCCUCAAUUAACAGUUUUAUGUUCCAAUCUUAACUUGACACCUGGAAACCAAACUGACAGUAUGUCAGUAAGUCGGAGAUCUCACCUCAUUUCUGUCACACUGGGUAUCUCGUGUGAGAAGCUUCUGAUUUCCUUCAGUUUUAAAGUUUUAAACCUUUAGUCCAUGAAUCUUUCAUCAACAGAAGAUACAUCCACAGCUAUUUUGAUAAUCAGUUGUCAUUGUUCAAUUAAAUAUGUCAAAUACUCUCUGGCAGCAGCUUAUGUGCUAAUGAACUGAAGAACCUCAGGUCUCAGCACCAGACAAAACAAGGGAAUUGAAGACAUGGCUUUUUUUCUUUUUUUUUUUUAUAUUUUCUGAAAUUUUACAGGCCAAUCAAUUAGUCAAUAAAAUGAGAAACAGAUUAAUCAAUCAAAAUAGUAAUUAGUUUGAGUAAAAAACAAACAAAUCUGUGUGAGUAGCAUCAUCAUCUCUACCAUCAGACACCAGUAACUUGGCCAAAGAGAAGAAGUUCCUGCCAUCAUUUAAAAGAAAUGAUCCAGAAAUGUCAUUAUCAUACAACACAAUAAGCAAACUGAAAACAACGCCUUUCGUGUUCUGAUCUUGCUGAAUCGCCACUGUCAACAAAACAAGCUUUAGUCUCUUAAGGUCAUAGAAUCCGUGGUUAACUUUGUGUGUGUGCGUGUGUACGUCAUCCGUGACGAUAGCCCCUAAUGAUCUUGUAAAGUAGACUGCUGCUGUAUAAAGAUAAAAUCCUUUCCUUCUGAAUGUAAACCAGCAGAAUCUGUGGUUCAAAAGAGAGGGAUUUUGAAGUCCUGACGUUUGUCACAUAUACAAAACUCAUCUUCCUUCUCAUCCAGGCUUUGGAAAUACUUCAGCCUCUUUUUUGGAACACAGAUGCUGUGCAAAUUAAAAACCCUUAAAACCUCUAGCUGGUGUAAACCUGUGCUCGUUAUUCUGUGCUGUCCCGGUUCAGUGGCUUGAGAACUUUGUAGGAGUUCAGAGAGAUGGCUUUUUUCCUUCUUAAAUCAAAUUGAUUUAGAUGUGGGUCUGGGGGAUUCACUGUGUUACUGUGUUCAUGUCUUAGAUUGACUAAAGUGCAUAUAUUUGCACAUCAGCUCUGACAACACUAAAUAAUGAAUUCAGAGGCUGAAACGGGAACUGGCCAAAAAUAAUAAUAAAAACAGGACCUUUUCCUUUUAGUGUUUGUGUAGUUUCACUUACGGACACAUGGGGGCGGUAUAUGAUAUGUUGAUUUACUGCUGGCGCUGCCCUCUGUUCUUGUCUUCAUGACAAUGAUCAGUGGCAACUUGCAGUUAAAAGCCAUUUUCAAUGAUGGUUUGUGUAAAUGUGAAACAUGUUAAAGAUCAUAGAAAUAAAAUAUAUGCUGCUGCACCACAAUUUUAUAAUGUUUUCAAUAAAAUCAAAUGAAAACCUUAA
Messenger RNA from Platichthys flesus (European flounder), 4826 nucleotides. RefSeq names its product phosphatidylserine synthase 2 (gene ptdss2). Gene Ontology annotation, molecular function: L-serine-phosphatidylethanolamine phosphatidyltransferase activity. Gene Ontology annotation, biological process: phosphatidylserine biosynthetic process. The record is from RefSeq and is a predicted model, not a curated record. The transcript is spliced from 13 exons. Bases 355 to 1860 code for a protein of 501 amino acids. Lineage: Eukaryota; Metazoa; Chordata; Actinopteri; Pleuronectiformes; Pleuronectidae.